AUGGCGGACCUGAAGUGCACUAAUGAUGAACUUGACCUUUAUACGACUGAGGGAUUUGACAUUCAACAAUUGCCGGACUACAACCGCGAAUUUCUUUCUGAUGAGCAUUCUAACGCAUUUGCAGCUGCAUUGGGAGCCCCUGAGAUAGUUUUAUCACCGGGAGGUGAGGAGUUAAGCGAGAAAGUAGGUCCCAGUUACGCCGAGCAUGCGAUUAAUGAUUGUCGGACCGAGAAAGGCGAUUAUCGUUCAAAUGGAGACAGUUUGAUCACGAACCGGAAAAAUUUAUUCAUCACGGCGCAGAAUGAUUGGGCACCAGUUGCUCCGGCAAAAGGUUCAGCUCGUGGCAAUAAGAAAGGCACAGGAAGACGGAAAGCGAAAAAAAACCGCACGAGUGAUGAGACGAGAGAAGGCCAUGCAUACACUCUAUUCAAGUGGCCUUUUUUAGUCUUUGUUGUGGCUUGGAUGAUUGCACUUUCCUUAAGUUACUUAUUGACAAGACUUCACGUAUGGCUCUACGAACACUACAUCAAUUGGAGAGGUCGACGCAAGAACUUAAGGAAGGACCUUCAGAGUACAACCAACUUUGCUGACUGGGUGGUAGCUGCAAAUAAAUUGGACGAGUUUCUAGGAAAUGAGCUUUGGAAAGUGGAUGAUGUAUAUGCAUAUUACGAUUAUAAGACAGUUAGGCGUGUCUUAGAACAGAUUAAACGCUAUCGAAGGAAAAUCAAGCAAGUAAGCGACCAGAAAGUUGUAAAUGAAGAAUUGUUACAUCAGAUCAAGAGAACUGUCGAAGACCUAAAGGCACUUGUAUGCGCCUGCGUAAAAAAUAAUUUCGUAGGUGUUGAGAACUCGCGAUUGUAUUCGGAGACAUACUUCGGUACCAAGCACCUUGUUCAAGAAUUUAUCGAUGAGGUUGAAAAUGGACUUUUUCUUUUAGAAAAUACUCCUUACCUAAAUAAAGAACACAAGCGGGCUCUAUUUAAACGAUUAUAUACAAAUUACGGACGAACAGCUCUCUGUCUAUCCGGGGGUGCUUCGUUCGCAUACUACCAUUUUGGUGUUGUUAAAGCCUUACUAGACGCAGAUUUAUUGCCUGAUGUUAUUACCGGUACCUCAGGGGGCGCCCUCGUGGCAGCUAUGGUUGCUACCCACACAAAUGAUGAACUCAAAAAACUUCUCGUACCAGCUCUCGCGGAAAAGAUCUCAGCAUGCUCCGAACCUUUCAGAACUUGGUUCCCAAGAUGGUGGAAGACAGGAGCUCGAUUUGACUCAGUGGAUUGGGCCAAACGUUGUAGUUGGUUCACGAGGGGAAGUAUGACAUUUAGUGAGGCGUAUGAUAGAACAGGAAGAAUUCUGAACGUUUCUUGCGUCCCAGCUGAUCCUCAUUCUCCAACAAUUCUCGCCAACUACAUUACUAGUCCUGAUUGCGUUAUAUGGUCGGCUGUUCUAGCAUCAGCUGCAGUCCCCGGUAUCCUAAAUCCAGUCGUUCUUAUGAUGAAGACCCAAGAAGGAAAACUGAUUCCUUACUCCUUUGGCCAUAAGUGGAAAGACGGAAGUCUUCGAACUGACAUUCCACUGAAGGCUCUCAACUUACAUUUUAACGUUAACUUUAGCAUUGUCAGCCAAGUUAAUCCUCACAUCAAUUUAUUUUUCUUCUCCUCUCGUGGCGCGGUUGGUCAACCUGUCACGCAUCGCAAAGGUCGUGGCUGGCGCGGAGGUUUCCUUGGUAGUGCUUUGGAGCAAUAUUUGAAGCUAGACCUAAAUAAAUGGCUAAAAGUGAUACGUGCGCUAGAGCUGCUUCCACGCCCACUUGGUCAAGAUUGGAGUGAGAUCUGGCUUCAACAGUUCUCUGGAACAAUCACCAUCUGGCCUCGCACAGUUAUUUCCGACUUCUGGCGUAUACUAAGUGACCCGGAUCCCAAGGAUCUUGCAAGAAUGUUACACGCAGGGCAGCAAAGCGCUUAUCCUAAGUUGAAAUUCAUUGAAAAUCGUCUAAGAAUUGAGCGAACUAUCGAGCGCGCUCGCCGAGCGACCAGGGCAGGACUUCAGCAAAGAUCUAGUAUUGAUAGUAUCAUUAGCAAGGCUAGUUCACUUGCCACAGUUCAACUUUUAGAAGAACUGGGAACGGAAGAUGAAGGCAGUAUCACUGCGGAAGUUGAAGAAACCGAGAAUGAGAUAGGCCAAAUUGAAUCCAAUUAG
This is a messenger RNA of Blumeria graminis f. sp. triticale, 2199 nucleotides long. The record is from the annotation of a GenBank genome assembly. NCBI's taxonomy places the organism in Eukaryota, Fungi, Ascomycota, Leotiomycetes, Helotiales, Erysiphaceae.